Nycticebus coucang (slow loris) is the source of this 8238-nucleotide messenger RNA. RefSeq names its product CUGBP Elav-like family member 1 (gene CELF1). Gene Ontology annotation, biological process: regulation of alternative mRNA splicing, via spliceosome; mRNA splice site recognition. The record is from RefSeq and is a predicted model, not a curated record. Gene Ontology annotation, molecular function: mRNA 3'-UTR binding. Bases 447 to 1910 code for a protein of 487 amino acids. Lineage: Eukaryota; Metazoa; Chordata; Mammalia; Primates; Lorisidae. Gene Ontology annotation, cellular component: ribonucleoprotein complex; nucleus; cytoplasm. The transcript is spliced from 14 exons.
AUCUCUUAAACUUUACUUCAAGUACCAGCCUGUGUGUUUCUGUUUUUUGUCUGGAGCAUGUGAACAGAAUGCAUGUGUGUGAGAUAAUUGGGCUUUCACUAAUGGCCCCCUUUUAGCAGCCAUGUAUGGAUAAAGCUGUUCAGUUCUCUGCUCCUCCCUCUGAGCAUGGAGCAGAAUCUGUUCUGCUGAAGCUGCUGUUCCACUUUUCAGCUUUCUAUAUUUGUACAGCAACAGCAGGAGCGGCCCACUAGCUAGGCCUUGCGGCUGCCCUGCAUACCCACACUGGCUCAGACCUGCUCAGGACUCAGCCAGGGCUUGCAGUUUGUGUUCUUACUUGCAUCCAUCUGUCUGUCUGUGUACGUUUUUGUGGAGGACUGAGGUUUUCAAGUGAAAGAGAGUGAAGACGUAGUCCAGAAAGGGAGGUGUAAAGCUACAGCUCAAAGAAAAUGAACGGCACCCUGGACCACCCAGACCAACCAGAUCUUGAUGCUAUCAAGAUGUUUGUGGGCCAGGUUCCAAGGACCUGGUCUGAGAAGGACUUGCGGGAGCUCUUCGAACAGUAUGGUGCUGUCUAUGAAAUCAAUGUCCUAAGGGAUAGGAGCCAAAACCCUCCUCAGAGCAAAGGGUGCUGUUUUGUUACAUUUUACACGCGUAAAGCUGCAUUAGAAGCGCAGAAUGCUCUUCACAACAUGAAGGUCCUUCCAGGGAUGCAUCAUCCUAUACAAAUGAAACCUGCUGACAGUGAGAAGAACAAUGCAGUGGAAGACAGGAAGCUGUUUAUUGGUAUGAUUUCCAAGAAGUGCACUGAAAAUGACAUCCGAGUCAUGUUCUCUUCGUUUGGACAGAUUGAAGAGUGCCGGAUAUUGCGGGGACCUGAUGGCCUGAGCAGAGGUUGUGCAUUUGUGACUUUUACAACAAGAGCCAUGGCACAGACAGCUAUCAAGGCAAUGCACCAAGCACAGACUAUGGAGGGUUGUUCAUCACCUAUGGUGGUAAAAUUUGCUGACACACAGAAGGACAAAGAACAGAAGAGAAUGGCCCAACAGCUCCAGCAACAGAUGCAGCAAAUCAGUGCAGCAUCUGUGUGGGGAAACCUUGCUGGUCUAAAUACUCUUGGACCCCAGUAUUUAGCACUUUAUUUGCAGCUCCUUCAGCAGACUGCCUCCUCUGGGAACCUCAGCACCUUGAGCAGCCUCCACCCGAUGGGAGGGUUAAAUGCAAUGCAGUUGCAGAAUUUGGCUGCACUAGCUGCUGCAGCUAGUGCAGCUCAGAACACACCAAGUGGUACCAAUGCUCUCACUACAUCCAGCAGUCCACUCAGCGUGCUCACCAGUUCAGCAGGGUCCUCACCUAGCUCCAGCAGCAGUAACUCUGUUAACCCCAUAGCCUCACUCGGAGCACUGCAGACAUUAGCUGGAGCAACAGCUGGCCUCAACGUUGGCUCUUUGGCAGGGAUGGCUGCUUUAAACGGUGGCCUGGGUAGCAGUGGCCUUUCCAAUGGCACGGGGAGCACCAUGGAGGCCCUCACUCAGGCCUAUUCGGGUAUCCAGCAAUAUGCUGCUGCAGCGCUUCCCACUCUGUACAACCAGAAUCUGUUAACACAGCAGAGUAUUGGUGCUGCUGGAAGCCAGAAGGAAGGUCCAGAGGGAGCCAACCUGUUCAUCUACCACCUGCCCCAGGAAUUCGGAGAUCAGGACCUGCUGCAGAUGUUUAUGCCCUUUGGGAAUGUCGUGUCUGCCAAGGUUUUUAUAGACAAGCAGACAAACCUGAGCAAGUGUUUCGGUUUUGUAAGUUACGACAAUCCUGUUUCGGCUCAAGCUGCCAUCCAGUCCAUGAAUGGCUUUCAGAUUGGCAUGAAGCGGCUUAAAGUGCAGCUCAAACGUUCGAAGAAUGACAGCAAGCCCUACUGAGUGUGCUCCCCUCUGAGACUGGAGUGAGAGGGUCUUCUGGUAAGUGGGGGAGGAGCAUCCUUAAUGAUUCGAAGCCCUAAGGCUGUGUGUUGACAGCCCUGGACCCUGAUCCCUGCCACUCUCGCAGGCACAGCUUGCCCUGAAGACUCAGCUACUGCCUUCUGUGGGAGUUUCGCUUCGUACAGAGGACAAGUUUGUGCUUUGGUUUCCAGUGUUUUACUUUGGAGUUUAGGUGCCAUAUCCUGAGUUGUUUUUUUUUUUUUUUUUUUCUCUUUAUUUAAAGUUUGCUGUGUUUGUAACCAGUGUGUGUUGAGAAGGACCAACACCAAACCAUCCUGGGAAAGGGAAAACAUUUUAAAAAGAUAAUGAUCAGAAUUUGCCCCAGACAACCCCAAGAGGGAGAACUGAGUGGAACAAAAAAACUGACCCCCAGAAUCUCCCUGAGUGCAAGGGUGGGUAAAAGGGGAACUGACAUAAGAGCUGUGGUGGGGGCAGUGGGUGGGGAUGGCUUUGGAGGAGAGUGGGAUUGACUAGACAGCUAAUGCCCAGGCAGGAGGAGGCUUAAACCCCUGCAUAGCUGCCUUCUGGGGAAGUAGUGAGUUUUACCACCUAUUUUUCAGGUUCUUAUCCUGGAUUUCUCCCCUCUUUCCUAAAAGGGGAUUAAUAGUUCUGUGGAAAUCACCUGUUAAAUUAGUCUGUCAUGCAAAAAGCAGAGAGAUUUCUCCCAUUAUCAGCUUUCCCAGGCAGCCAUUGGCAUUGGAUCAGCUCUGCUUGAUUGGAGGCUGUUUGGGAGGAACAGCCACAGAGGUCGUUUUUAGUUUAUUUUGACACCAAAUAAGACUGCGACCUAUUUCCAACAGGUCUCUUUUUAAAAGGCCUCUAAGGGAAGACAUUGCCUAGGGUUUUUCCUUGCAGCUCACCACAGUAAAGAACAUCACCUCCAUCUCAAGGCACGGUUUUCUCAUGAGUGCAGAUCCAAGAAGGAUCUUGCACUUCUAGCUGGAGAGGGUACCCACUCUGGGCAGAAGGAUCAAAAGCCAUCUAGGUAGGGGAAGAGGAGCCUGCUGCUUUGUCCCUGAAUCAGAAGGUUCCUUCAAGUCAGCAUGCUGCAUUUGCCAGUGGCCAGAACUUAGUACUUACAAGGAUUCAGAAAUCCACCUUUUGCCUCUUUGAUUGAAAUAUCCCAAAUGUAGUAUCCCACAGAGGCCUGGCAGGCCCAUCCUCUAACCACUCCAGCCCCGUCUUCUGCUCUUGGGGACAGAGGAGACAACAGGACGUUUACAGCCGCCAUGUGGAUUUAGUGUUCAUUUACCUCAGUAUUACUGUGUUCAUUUUUGUCCUCGUGCUACAGUUAGCUCCCUGCUGCCUCCCACAGGUCUCACUCCAGCUCUUGCCUGUGACCCACACAGCCUCUGGGCUCUGCCUCUGCUCCAAGAAGUGCUAUGGGGGUGGAGAGCCAGGAAGGACGUGCUGUUUGGGAAGUACCCGUGGGCAGAGGUAGCCCUGUUUGGAUAUGACUAUAGCCAUGGCCAGGGACUGGGUCCCUGAGUCCGUGGAACCUUAGACCUCACAAAUAUCUGUCCUGACCCCUAGCAGCAAAGAUAGAAUAAAGGGGUUUGGUUUGCUGUCAAGUCAGAUUGGGGGCUCUUUCCUUGUCAUGUCCCUAUGGAUAACAGACAAGGAUUGACCGUCUUGCUGUUGUUCAGGUAGUUGGCGGUGUUGGAUUAUCCCAUUGAAGCUGGGACAACUGUUCCCUUCUCAUAGUGAUAACUUGGGUCUGUUGUCCUCUAAGAAACGUGAAACAUAACACUUCUUAAGCUGAACCACGUAAACUUGAAUUCUGCGCACUGGGAGAAAUGUGUCCUGUGUUUCAAAGGAUAAAACUGUUCUAAAGGCUUCCAGGGUCAUGAUGGGAUUUUUUAAAUAAAUGCAAAAAAUAAAAAGAAAAAAGAAAACAAAAAAAAAAAAAAAAGAAAAAAAAUGCUAGGUUGGGGAGGCACUGUUCUGAAUCCCAACCUGCUGGAACCAAGAAUGUCGUUUCUAUUUUUAUAGAAGUUUUAUACAGCUCCGGGGUGGAGAAUAUUUAUAACCUAAAUUAUAUCUCUGGAAAAGGCCAGGAUUUUGUAGAAUCCAGAAUGUGAUUGUUGUACACACAGGGUGCUGUGUAUGAUUGAAACUACUGACUUACUGUGGCCCGUUUGCAGCCCAGCUAACCUGCCUGAGGGGAAGGCAUUAAUGCUGUGAAUUGGCAGAGGAGAGAGCUGUGCUCCACAGGGUGCUGCCGGCAGUGCUCCCUGACAUUUUGUUCUGUCUUCCUCCCUGGCCAGAACUCCAGCCUCUUCCCACUUCCCCUUUUCUCAUUCCCCUCCCCUAUUUCACCAUUAUAUGUCCAUGGAUUGUCCUGGGCUCUGGGACCUUAUGAGACCCCUUUCCUAAUGACAUAAGAGACAAAGUUGCAAUCCAUCUGCCUUUGAAACCAGACCCUGAGGCACCAUACCUGCUGGUAGGUUCUCUUUUUCUGAAAGGAGUGCUUGCUGCAACAGAGUCCUGGGCUGCUUAUGCACACAGCUGGUAGGACCAUGCACUUCUCUGUUCUCCCCUUCCCCUGUCCAGUACAUUAACACAGCAGCAGCACUACCCUUGAGCACAGUUCUCUCCCCAGGCCAAAGAUGGUUUUGUGAAGAAGCUGCUCCCCUGUAAGUCUCACAUGUGAAAGGGCUCAGCUUGGAGAGUGGAGACUCGCAGUCAAGUCUUAAGCAAUCCUUAUCUGUUGUGUGGAGGUUUCACUUACAAUGUGUUUUCUGCUGUAGUUUUGUUUCUUAUUGGGUUACAUCAUGAAAUUGAUUUGCCUUGAAUGCAGCCAGACCACUGUCUCUUGGGUUCCACAUGAGUGGCCAGGGCCUGCAUGGAAGCUAAGAGCUUGGAUUUCUGGGAACUCAGGGCCAUCCCCACAGGAUUAAGCAGAAAUCUUGGCCCUCUCUCUCCCCUAAAGAAUUUUCCCGCCCCAGACAGCAUCUUCUGCUUUCUCCCUGGAUGUUGGCCAGGGAGUGGGGAGAGAGACCAACGCCCAGCUGCUCCCCUAGAGACCUCCUCUUGUGAGUUGGGCAGUUCAUGGGAAAUCCAAGCCUUAGGUUCCCUUCCUUCUGGCAGUUGGAUGUGUUCUUGGUGUCCUCCAUGUCCUUUUUGACUUUACCCUGUGUCCAUUGUUAGCAUGUGCAAAAGUUCCCUGUCAUUACCAGCCCCUGCCCCGCCCCACCUCCUCAUUUCAGGGCUGUACACACAGUGAGUGUUCCUGUUCUCUCUCUCUUUGUUUGGAUGUAUUGCUCUGUGUAACUCAGUGGGUCUCCCUCUUUCUGGUUUGUUUUUUUUUCUAGAUUCCUGCCGUUUGUUCAUCGUUGUGCCUAAAGCAUGUCGAUGUGGCGUCAAGUACAUCGUCCAAAUCCCUGUCUCUUCAGCUUCUCUGAUGCUUGAACUCUCACCUUUGACCUUGUGUUGACUUUUGAUGCUGACGUGUAUUUUUAUUAUGUUUGUUUCUUUCUUUGUUUUUUCUUUUUUUUUCUUUCCUUUUUUUUUUCCCUUUUGUGCUGCCAAAUUGGUUUUGCUAGAACGACUGCUGAAGGGGAAAUAUUUAAACUUGCAUUUGAAUAUAAAAAAUAUCUAUUUUUCUAGAACUUCAUAAGAUAACCACUUGAUUUUGUGAUUCCAAUUCUUUGUAAUUGUCUUCAGAGCAGCCCUACUAGCACAUACCGCGUGGUGUUUGUAUUUCUGUGAACACACAGCCAGUCCGUUUCUAGGCUUUGUUUCUCUGUGUGCUUAGUUUUAAAGACAACUUUGAAGUAAACAAUGAAAUAAAAGAUGUCACUAAAACCUUGGAGGCUCCUGAGCACAUUUUGCUGAUAUAGUUUGCGGGGCUUGAGGAGACCGCAUGUGUUGAUCUUAUUUUUGUUUUUCUGAGUUCUCAACUGCAGAAAGCACCUGAACCCCCUUUCCUUUUUGACUGCAGGCUGCAGUUUGGGCCCCAGCCAGCCCUUUCUCUUUCUCUUUUUCUUUUGUGGUUCUUCCCUGGAGCAACUAUGCAGGGAGCCUUGGAUCCCAAUUGCCCAUUCCCCUCAGCCCCAUGCUUGUUCCUACAGUCUCCACAGCAAAAUGUGAUGCUUUGAUUUUUUUUUUUGGUUUGUUUGUUUUUUUAUUGUUUUUGUGUUUUUGUUUUGAAUUUUUUCCUUUCCUCCUAAGAUUAUGCCCAGAAAAAAACAAGUUUUGCAUGUUUCCUGCUGUUUCUUCACACCUUCGUAUAUAUCACCUUCACCUCUCUGUUUUCUAUAGUUUGUGCAAAAACUGACCGAUUUAAAAGGGUUUCAAAGAAGCUGUUUUUAAAUUGUUGUGGGGUUGAUUUUUUUUUUUUCAAGAUUGUAUUGUUUUAUUUUGAAGUGGCAACUUUCUCCUCUAUUGCCCUUAGAGCGUUGCCUGUGCACUUAGACUGUCACCUUUUGUGGCCUCCAGGUCUCAGUGGGGCAUCCAGGAGGCUGGCUACUCUGCUCAGAGGGAUGGGGAGGGGGCCUGGAGGGGCACAAUUAGCAGAGAAGGUGGCUACGGGUGGGCAAGAGGCUUACUUAGCGCAUUAGGUGCAGUGGGCACCCAUAGAAGGAGGUGCUCAUAACCACCCAUAAGAGGCCAUCUGCGUACUAGUGGCAAUGUACCUGCCGUUGCUUUUCCUAGGUGACAAGCACAAUACUACAGUCUUCACACUGUUUACAGCCCUGGGCACCAGCCACCCCACACUGGCUCUUCACCACAGCUCUGCUCUUGCUUAGCUAAUAGGGUGGGGGGAAGGGCAGGAAUUUGUUUUUUAAAUUGGGUGAAGAGCCAAACAGCUACUGUCCCUGGGUGCCAGGAAAGCCAGUUUUUUGGUUCCCUGAGAGGAACUGACCCUCUUCCCUUGUGGCACCAACCAGCCUCAGGGUCUUGGAGACUUGAGUAAGAAUGUGAACGGAGGGGGAGGGGAGGAGGUGAGAGGUCACAGGAGGGAUCUGUGGAGGGAAGAGUUUGUAGGGGGAGAUGUAGAUCCCGCCCAGCCCAGAGCUGUUGGUGGGUUGGGAGCUGGAGAAUAGGACUGUCCAGCAAAGGAUGGAGAGGUAUAGCGAGGGGCUGGGGGGGUGGGGGUGGGGAUUAGAAGCACUGUGGAGCAGCGUCCAUGCUGGGGUCUGUGAAGGAAGAGGGCCUGUCAGAAUUUCUGCUCUGGGGCCCGGCGAGUUGCCCAGUAUUAUGCUUGAGGCUGCUCUCAUUAGGAGGGAAGAGCAGCCAAGUACUGGCCCAGUGUAUGGUAGGCUGCCGAAUUUCCUGGAAGGGGUGAUUGGAUGGAAAGUGGCCAGAAACCCCAGCCUGAGAGACUGCUGUGUGCCCCACAGUCUGACUGCACAGAGCCGCCUCUGUUGGCAGGAGGCGCUGAGGCUCCCCUUCCUGUGUAUUGAGAAGCCGUGUUUGCCAAUAUGUUUUGCUUUCAAUUCCAAGAGGAGCUCUGGGAAAACCUGUGGAUAAAACCAAAUGCCAAAUGUUGGACGUUGUUUCCUUUUUCUUUUCUCUCUCUGAUCGUUUUAAUUGUUCUGUGGUGGUUUUAAUGGAUUUGAGACCCUGGAGUGGCAGCUGCCUUUCUAAUUUCCAGCUGCUUUUUGUGAAUAAUUUAAAAAGAAAAAAAAAAGAUACUUUACAUUUUGGAGACAAACCUGUGUGAGUUUUUUAUUGGUACAAACGUUGUAUUUAACACUAGGGGUUUUGUACAGUUUUUUGCCUUUUCUACUAGAAAACAAUGUAAAGUGAUUUCACAAUGUGAAGAGAAAAAAAAAAUUGCCACUAUGACCAAACGCACAGUCUGUUCUGCAGCAACAACGGGAUUCAAUCAACUCAAAGUCGUGAUUCAGCCGUAGAAAUGCUUUUCCUUUACCUUGUUUGAGCUUUUCCUUUCUUUCCUGUUUUGAUUUGCAAAAGGAAAUGUCUUUUUUGUGUGAACUUGUGUUGUACUCUGUAGAAAAUUAUGGAUUUUACUUUAAUGGUUUAAAAAAAAAAAAAAGGGCAGAAAAGCCCUUGUUGCUUUUCUUACCUAAUCACAGAGUUUGUGUAGUGGAUUAAAAAAGAAAAAAAAAUGUUACAAGUUUGGAGCAAGGGAGUAUGUGUUUAAAAGGAAUCUUUCCCUUUUUUGUGUGUUUUUCCUUUUGUCCCAAUGGGGAACCUAAAUCUGUUUUAAUUGCACAGACACACGGACAAAAAGUCAUUUUGUAUCUGCCAAGUGUGGUACCUUCCUUUGUUUAUUUGCUAUUAAACUGUUUGAGAAGAA